Messenger RNA from Mesocricetus auratus (golden hamster), 939 nucleotides. RefSeq lists its product as uncharacterized. The transcript has 4 exons. The record is from RefSeq and is a predicted model, not a curated record. The coding region runs from base 1 to 765 and encodes 254 amino acids. NCBI's taxonomy places the organism in Eukaryota, Metazoa, Chordata, Mammalia, Rodentia, Cricetidae.
AUGUUCUGCUGUUUCCAGACUUCUGAUGAUGGCUUAGGCUACCAACGAAAUAAAAGGAAGUGGCAUAAGUCCCCCAGGUUCAAUCCUACCACCCCAGACUACCUGGAAAAAUUCAUAUCUUAUAUUCCAACUGCAAUUAAGAAUGAGGACAUCAUUGAGAUAUACAUAUUUUUGGCUGACUACCAAAAGUUUGCCAUCACCUGGAAGGUGCUGGACCUGAUAAUGGAAAUAGGCCAGCAGCAUCCUCAGCAGCCUCAACUGACUCAACUGAUUCAACUGACUCACCUGGAAAAAAGUGUUCUAUACUUCUCUGGCUCAGGCCACAGAAACACCAGGAGACAUUGGGGGCACCCUCUGGCCGUUAUUCCAAAGGAAAAUCAAGAUUGUGGCCUCAUCAGGUCAACAACUCCAGAAGCCCCAAUGCUGGAUGCCUCAGGGAUGCAAAAGACAGUGCAUCUGAGAACAGUUACUGUGGCAGGGCCACAGGGAGAUCUGGGACCAGCGUCUGUGGCAGGGCCACAGGGAGAUCUGAAACCCCAAGAGAACACUGAACUCAUGGACCCAGCAGCUAGGGAACCAACUGUGCCAGAAGCUGGACCUGUGCAGCUCCUGCCUUUAGACCAGCCUCUGCCCACAUCAGCUGAUACACAAAAACCUCCGGGUGUGGCUGCAGAUGUUCCAGCUGCCAGGCAGGUAUUUCUACCUGCUGUUGUGCAGUUAGGUGCACCAGAGCCUAUCUCCCCUCUGCCUGAUGUUGACAUAUAGUCAGAUAGUAGAAUUACCUGCUGAGUUCCAUCCAGAACCAGCUCUAUGUAUAAGCUGUUCUUCCUCUCUUAAAUAUCCCCUUCAAUUCCUUUUAAUUCUGUUUUAUUGAUGUUUUCAAUGUUGAGUUGUUAUUUAGGUUUUAAUAUUAAUAAAAAGGUGUUUAUUCAUUUUGAA